AUGUCUGGACGUGGUAAAGGAAAAUCCUCCAAGAAAGCCGUCUCGCGAUCCGCGAAGGCUGGUUUGCAAUUCCCGGUUGGCCGUAUCGCGAGAUACCUCAAGGUUGGCAAAUUCGCCACCCGCGUCGGCGCCGGCGCCCCGGUCUACUUAGCCGCGGUGUUGGAAUACUUAGCGGCGGAAGUUCUCGAACUCGCCGGGAACGCUUCCAGAGACAACAAAAAGUCCAGAAUCGUACCGAGACACAUCCAACUGGCCAUCCGAAACGACGAGGAAUUGUCCAAGUUGUUAGGGACGGUCACGAUCGCCUCCGGUGGGGUCUUACCGAACAUCCACUCGGUCUUGUUGCCGAAGAAAGGCAAGAAGUCUGGCUCCGUGUCCCAAGAAUAUUAA
Bathycoccus prasinos is the source of this 390-nucleotide messenger RNA. Its product is annotated as histone H2A. NCBI's taxonomy places the organism in Eukaryota, Viridiplantae, Chlorophyta, Mamiellophyceae, Mamiellales, Bathycoccaceae. The transcript is spliced from 2 exons. The record is from RefSeq and is a predicted model, not a curated record. Gene Ontology annotation, molecular function: structural constituent of chromatin; DNA binding; protein heterodimerization activity. Gene Ontology annotation, cellular component: nucleosome. The coding region runs from base 1 to 390 and encodes 129 amino acids.